Molecule: messenger RNA, 753 nt
Organism: Emericellopsis cladophorae
Lineage: Eukaryota; Fungi; Ascomycota; Sordariomycetes; Hypocreales; Bionectriaceae
Exons: 2
Coding region: 1-753 (250 amino acids)
Biological process (GO): regulation of transcription by RNA polymerase II
Cellular component (GO): core mediator complex; mediator complex
Molecular function (GO): transcription coregulator activity
Source: RefSeq, a predicted model, not a curated record
AUGGCCGAUGAAGAAGACCCUCAGUCCCUAGUGGGCACAUUCCCCGAGCCACCAUCCUUCUACAAAGACUUCACCCCAGCCAACGUCGCUCGGAUCGAGGAGCUGCGCAAAACCGCCGGCCUCAAAGAUCUUACCCCCAGAUUACCAAAUGUACCUGAAUAUCUCAUCAACCUGCAACCUCCUGCUGAACCGGAGGACGGCAAGUGGCGGGUGUUUGGCGAUCACUAUACUCUCGAGGACAAGUUACCGACGCUCGAAGAAGUCGGCGCCGUAUCUCUACCCCCAACACACCCUUCUCGUCUCCAGUCCUCCCCUUCCUCGUCUCAGGUGGCACAGAAUAACCACUACGACCACGCACUCGAGCUCAAGCGACUCACAAAGUCCCUGCUGCUCAACUUCCUUGAGCUCCUCACCACGCUGUCGCAGAACCCAGGCCACGCCAGCGCCAAGAUCAGCGACAUCAACACGCUCCUUAUCAACAUACACCACGCGCUGAACGAGUAUCGCCCCCAUCAGGCGCGAGAGAGCGCUGCCGAGUUGAUGCAGGAUCACCUCGACACCAUUCGUCGCGAAACCACCUCGGUGCGCGAGGGGGUGGAUCGUGCCCGUCGCGUACUCGAAGGCCUGGGCAGCCUGACGUUUGCGGAGCGCGAGGCCAGCCAGGCUCCGGUAGAUGAGGAGGCAGAGAAGAAUCGGCUCAAGCAGCAAGAAGAGCUUACUCUGUGGAACUGUGCGGAUGCACUUCUCGCUUGA